Molecule: messenger RNA, 1146 nt
Organism: Sardina pilchardus (European sardine)
Lineage: Eukaryota; Metazoa; Chordata; Actinopteri; Clupeiformes; Clupeidae
Product: C-reactive protein-like
Exons: 3
Coding region: 15-788 (257 amino acids)
Source: RefSeq, a predicted model, not a curated record
GGAGAGAUGAGGUAAUGGCCAGUGCAAGGAGGGAAGAGGAGAGACUUGUGUGUCAGUGGUCAACAGCCUUAAUUUCUCAUCAUUCAGCUGAUCUGCACACUUCCACUGAGAGCAAAAUGUGGGCUGCAGCCAUCUUCCUGUCUGGUGUGGUGACACUCUGCUCAGCAUCCAAAGGUUUGGGUGGCAAGGUGUUCCUCUUCCCUUAUGAGACCGACUUCAGCUUCGUGAAGCUCACCCCCCAGAAGCCUCUGGGUCUGUCUGCCUUCACACUCUGCAUGCGCGUGGCCACCGAGCUCGAGGGGGAACGGCAGAUCAUCCUGUUCGCGUACCGUACGCCAGACUACGACGAGCUGAACGUGUGGCGCGAGAAAGACGGGCGCAUGUCAUUCUACCUGAGCGGAGAUGGCGCCUUCUUCCACCUGCCACCGCUCACCACGUUCCGAACACACCUGUGCCUCACCUGGGCCUCGCGCACAGGCCUCUCCGCGUUCUGGGUGGACGGCCGUCGAAGCGCUCUCCAGAUCUACAAGCCAGGCCAUUCGAUUCGACCUCAGGGGACAGCGCUACUUGGACAGGAUGCGGACAAACACCUGGGGGACUUCGAGGCAGUCCAGAGCUUCGCGGGAGAGAUCACUGACCUCUGUAUGUGGGACUAUGUACUGACAGGUAACCAGAUCAAAGCACUGUACUUCAACCAGGGUCCGCGCGUGCCACGCCCAAAUGUUUUUGAUUGGCAGACCAUAGAGUAUGACAUUCAAGGGAACGUGCUGGUGGUCGCUGAUGACUGACUAAGCCCAUUUAACCUGUCAAACUCAUAUGCCCUCCCUCCAACAUCCUCUUACACAAAUAUUUAUGGAAGUGUUACCCUUUUUGCCAUCUUGUACAUUUCAAGGCCAGUAUAAUACAAGGGCCCAAAUAGGCCUUUUUCUGUGCUUAAUGUUGAACAUGAUGUAGGCUAGUUUGAGCAUCUAAACAUCAUCAAGCUCUUGUUCAGGACAUACCUGAUUAGAACACAAUCAUUAAUUCUCUCCCCAUCACAUAAUUUCCAAACUAAUGAACAAUUAAAGUUUAGUUACACUGUAUUCUCUACCUGUAAGCAUUGUAAUCUGUAGUCAAUAAAGCUGUGAUGUGUGUAAAAUUGGAGAA